Molecule: messenger RNA, 2388 nt
Organism: Drosophila hydei
Lineage: Eukaryota; Metazoa; Arthropoda; Insecta; Diptera; Drosophilidae
Gene: glo
Product: heterogeneous nuclear ribonucleoprotein H3
Exons: 8
Coding region: 168-2006 (612 amino acids)
Cellular component (GO): ribonucleoprotein complex
Molecular function (GO): RNA binding
Source: RefSeq, a predicted model, not a curated record
GAGUGAACAGUUCCGUCAAGUUGAAUGAUUCGAUACAACUCUAAUCUGGACGCGUGCUGUUCUUUAUACAGAAAAAUUGUGGAAAAAGUGCCGAGAUAAAUUAUUUAAAAGACUACUGACAAAUUCUAAAUAUCCAAAAGAGAAUUGCCGCCAUCUGAAUCAGCACCAUGUCGAACACAGACGUGCAGUACAAUCCAGGUUUCACUCAGAAUGAAGACAACAAUGAGGACUAUAACGACGACAAUGAUCAGCAACAGGAGAAUGACGAGCAGUACGAUAAUGAAGAUAACGAUGGUGAUGAUGACUCAAGUGUGAAGAUCGGGAGCGUGGGGGAGAGUCCCAAAUUCAUAAGAUUACGCGGUCUACCCUGGUCGGCAACGCACAAAGAGAUUCUCGACUUUUUGGUCAAUGUGGAAGUGCUCAAUGGCUCGCAGGGCAUACAUUUGGUCACCAGCCGUGUGGAUGGCAAGAAUACGGGAGAGGCUUACGUCGAGGUUGCCAGCCAGGAUGAUGUCGAGGAGGCACGCAAGCUAAACAAAGCUAGCAUGGGUCAUCGGUACAUUGAGGUAUUCAUUGCAACGCCCAAGGAGGCAAAGGAGGCUAUGCGCAAAACAGGCGGUCAUGGUCAUUCGUUUGUUGUUAAGCUUCGUGGAUUACCCUACGCUGUCACAGAGCAACAAAUCGAGGAAUUCUUCACCGGGUUGGAAAUCAAAACGGAUCGGGAGGGCAUACUUUUUGUUAUGGACAGAAGGGGUCGUGCAACUGGGGAAGCUUUUGUUCAGUUCGAAAGCCAGGAUGACACUGAGCAAGCCUUGGGCCGAAAUCGGGAAAAAAUUGGGCACAGGUAUAUUGAGAUAUUUCGCAGCUCCAUAGCUGAGAUGAAACGAGCCACGGGCGGUGGAGGUAUCGGAGGACGACCGGGACCUUAUGAUAUACGUGAUCGCGGUGCCAAUCGUGGCGGUAACGAUUUCGGCGGACGCAAUGACUGGGGAAACAACAGCAACUUUGGCGUGGGCGCCAAUAAUAUGUUGGGUUUUAACAAUUUACCCAGUUUAAUGAACUCGGGUAAUUUUGGAAAUAAUUCCGGGGGCGGCGGAGGUGGUGGAGGUGGCGGCGGCAACAACGGCAAUUUUGGUCAAAACGCUGGUAACUUUGGCAAUUUUGGCAACGAUUUUGGCGAUUUUAACAAUUUUGGAAAUAAUCGCAACAACAAUGGCAACAAUUUCGAUAUGCCAGGAAAUUUUGGCAAUGGUGGCGGCGGCGGCUUUGGCAAUUUUGGCAAUAACUCUGGUGGGGGCGGUGGAGGCAAUGGUUUUAACAAUGGAAGUGGUGUUGGUGGCUUCAGCAGUGGGGGAAACGGCGGCGGUUUCAACAAUGGCGGCAACUCUGGCGGGUUCAACGGCGGCGGCAGCGGUUUCGGGAGCUUUCCAAACAGUUCCGGUGGUGGAGGCUUUAACAAUGGCGGAGGCGGGUUCAACAAUGGUAUAGGUGGCUUUAACAACGGCGGUGGCAGCUUCAACAAUGCAGGCGGCGGCUUCAACAAUGGUGGUGGCGGUUUCAGCAAUGGUGGCAACUUCGGAUCGGCAGGUGGAAAUUUCGGACCCAUUGGAGGCGGUCGUAACAAUGAUGUGGAGUAUUACACAAUUCAUAUGCGUGGUCUGCCCUAUAAUUCAUUCGAAAAUGACGUCUUCAAGUUUUUCGAUCCCGUACGCCCGGCCAACGUGCGCAUCAACUACAAUAAGAAAGGCCUGCACAGCGGAACCGCUGACGCCUAUUUUGACACGUACGAUGAUUCGCAGUUGGCCAUGAAACGACAUCGCGAGCAAAUGGGAUCUAGAUACAUUGAGCUCUUCUAUGAUGGAAAGACACGCGGCGGUGUUAAUAUCGGUGGCGGUGGUGCUGGUGUUGGAGGUGUCGGUGGCAGUGUGGGCAUUGGAGCUGGCAAUAAUAGUGGUGGCAGUGGCGGCGGCGCCGGGGGCGGUGGAGGAUUUUCACGACGUAUUUAAACGCUUCCUUUUACAUUAAUUCCAUAAAUAUUCAUACGUUGAUGUAAACGCAAGUAUUUCAUAAGUUUGUAGACCACAUUUAUACGGCGUACAACUGUCGAACGCACCAUAACACAUAUAACGAUGUCCAGAGACCAUGUCCCUAGUGCAAAGAAUUGCGAUUUCAAUUCUAAAAAAAAAAAACAACACACCCAAACAUACGCAUCUUUUAAAUAAUUUAAGCAAAAAUGUAUCUACAAUCUAGACGGCCCCCGUCACUCAAAUAGAAAUAUAACAGGGCAACUGGAAUAGGAAAAUACAAAUGUCAAUUUUAUUUUAUUUUCUCAAUCAAUGAUCCUGACAUGACAACAACAAAAAUGAAAUUGUAAACAUCUAUUAUACA